Oppiella nova is the source of this 325-nucleotide messenger RNA. NCBI's taxonomy places the organism in Eukaryota, Metazoa, Arthropoda, Arachnida, Sarcoptiformes, Oppiidae. The record is from the annotation of a GenBank genome assembly.
GGCCUACGCUCUCAUACGUAUGGCGCCCGACCCGGACUUCCUGGACGCCACCAAUCAUUUAUCGCAGACACCAUUACAUUUGGCGGCCCUCACGGGACAGUCGCAUAUCGUGCGCCGACUGGUCAUAAGCGGGGCGACCGUCGACUUGCGGGACAGACACGGGAACACAGCCCUACAUAUAGCGUGCGCGCAGUCCGACUACACUGCCGUUUGUCAACUGAUAUCACCGAUUAGGGACCGGGAGCUGCACUCGGCUCAUGUGGUCAACUACCCAGUCGACAGUCAACACCUGCCCGUCCACUACUUAGAGCUCCGCAAUUAUGAA